AUGGGAGAUAGGGAACAUAGAGAUGAUCCCAAAACCUACAACGAGGUGAUAUUUGACAUCGAUUCCGAGAAAUGGCUGGAUGCCAUGAAGUCAGAAAUUGACUCAAUGCAUUCCAACCAGGUUUGGGUUUUGGUAGACCCACCAGAAGGUAUAGUACCUAUCGGGUGUAAAUGGAUCUACAAAAGAAAAAUAGGUUCGGAUGGAAAGGUGGAGACCUAUAAAGCAAGGCUGGUUUCGAAAGGUUACAGUCAACGUAAAGGCAUUGACUAUCAGGGGACCUUUUCACCUGUGGCCAUGCUUAAAUCCAUUCGAACACUGCUUGCCCUUGCAGCGUACUAUGAUGAUGAGAUCUGA
Molecule: messenger RNA, 354 nt
Organism: Ananas comosus (pineapple)
Lineage: Eukaryota; Viridiplantae; Streptophyta; Magnoliopsida; Poales; Bromeliaceae
Exons: 1
Coding region: 1-354 (117 amino acids)
Source: RefSeq, a predicted model, not a curated record